Messenger RNA from Symbiodinium natans, 2358 nucleotides. Lineage: Eukaryota; Dinophyceae; Suessiales; Symbiodiniaceae. The record is from the annotation of a GenBank genome assembly.
AUGGGUGAUGAGCCUUGUGGUAUACGUGGCUGCAGGGGCAAAAGCGGUCCAGCAGUCCUUUCUGCUGGCUUCUAUGUGCUGCGAUGCGAUGCCAAGGCAGCGCACAGAGCUUGGAAUCUCGGUGGUUGCUGGACCUGGUCCACUCGCAAGCCUGUGGGUGCAGUGCCAGAUGCUGUUUCUCAAGUGACGCAGGAGAGUAAGAAGGCGCCGCAAACGCCCGAGAGGACUGUGCCCGAGGCCUCCGAAGAUUUAGACAAACAGUCCCCCGCGUCAAGCUCCGCGUCAGCCAUGGAUCCCGUUGCAAUGACCAUCGCAUCCUGGUCCCAGACGGACCGUGCUCUCGAAGUGGCUCUCUUUCUGCGGUCCCAGCAGCCAGAUGAAUGGGAGAAGCUUCUCCGCUUGGCUGCGCAGCAUCGGUGCAAGGAUCGUCCAGCCGACAAGGACCAGUACACGCCGUGCAGCCGUCGACAUCGUUCAUUUGUGUGGAAGUACGUGCACCUGCGCAGGUCAACGAAUGGCGCCACAUGGUACUGCAACAGCUGCUGCAAGGAUUCAGACCCUGCAGACUUGCCACCCAAUUCAUUUGGAAAAUACACUGCUGGGAACACAACCAACAUAGCGGAACACCUGAAGACACUUGACCGCUUGCCUUUUCCCGAUGUUCGUUCCCUAGUCAGCAAGCUGUUUUCGUUUGGGCGGUUGGAGCAGAAUUUGUUUGGCCUGCUGAGGAAACAUGGCAUCCACCGACCACAGGAGGCCCCUUCCGCACCAGCCACCGAGAUACAAGGCCGUCCCUGGUCGGAGUCGGAGCUAGCCCAGGUUGUGGCCAAAGGGCUGGCGAUUGAUCGCUUGCCGGCGUUCACGACUGAGAGGCCUGGUGUCAAGCACAUAUUUCGGGAGCUGUUGGGGCCAAAUUUCCGGCUUCCUUGCCACGCAACUGUGGCCAAGAUCCAGCAGGAUCUCCUUGAAGAUGUCCGUGCCUCCAUUCGGGUGGAAGUGCAGACAUCCGCUGUUGCAGGCCUGCCUGCAGUGACCGUCAGCUCGGACUUGUGGGAAGCUCCGGACGGGACUCACUUCCAGGCCCAGCUCUUGCAUUAUGUCACUGAUUUCACACGGAAAAAAGCUCUCCUCUAUCUCGAUCGGCUGGGCACGGACAAGACGAGUGCCAACCAAGCACAGCGCAUAUGUGCCAUUUUCCGUGAUCGGGGUCUGGACACGGACUGCAUCUAUGCGUCCCUGUCUGACUGCACGGGCAACGCCCGCAACAUUGCACGCGACUUGAAAGUGCAGAUGGCGCUGUGCAGCGCGCACAUUACGGCUUUGGACCCUCGAAAACAAGUUUUCAUGCAGCCCCGAAGAGAGCGCGGAGUGGAGAGACUUGCCGUUCACGAAACCGCCAAUGAAGAGGUUGUGGCUGCCUUCGAGCGCAUUCGUGCGCGUGCCAAAACCCACCGCUUUUCCGAGCGGCACCGCCGCGACCUGGACUGCUGCCAGAAGUAUGUUGGCCUGGAGCGGCCCCUCCGCGUGCAGAUCGAUUGCUCAUCCAAGUGGAACUCCACCCUCAGCAUGUGCGAGAACGAUUUCCGUCUGCGAGCCGCUUACCUCGAACUUCGCAGCCGGUUUCCAGACCGAAGCGACGUGUCGACCGUGUCGAACAACCUCCAGGAUUACAUCUUGUCGCGAGACUUUGCAGGUGUGCUUCGCCCCUUUGAGUUAUGCACCGAGCUUCUCCAGAAAGGAAAUGCACCCGCUUCCAUCGUGCUGCCGUGCCACGUGGCUCUUGCAGCUCAGUUGGAGGCCGAAAGGGAGCCAGUCUAUGUCUUGGGGGAGAACCGAGGCUUGAUCCAGAUACAAGAGCACCAUCUGCACGACUUGGCUCAGAAGUUGCGGGCGCAGCUUCGAGAUCGGAUAGCCGCCGGCAAUCGACACUUGGAUGCCGUGCGCCCGCUUUUGGGCCGGUGCACGCUCCUGGAUCCUCGAUUUCGUAUGAAGCAUGCUUCCAUGGAGGAAAGGCAAACAGCCAUCGACCAGGUCUUGAAGGAAGCUGCUGUGCAUCUUCGCCGCUCAGCAGGCCCCGAUCAGAUCCCACACGCAGAAGAAGAGACACCGCGCAAAAAGAUGAGAAGAAGCUUCUUGUCUGCGAUGGACGGCAAAGACGACCGUCCUUGGCAUCAUCAUUCCCUCAAGGAGCAGCUGGCUGCUUAUGUGAAUGGGAACAAUGUGUCCAAAGACACUUGCCCGCUUGCCUGGUGGAAGGCUCAUCGCACAGACUUCCCGCUUUUGAUCCCAGUUGUAGUCAGAUACCUGGCCAUACCAGCCAGCACGGCUGACGCAGAGCGAGUCUUCUCACUGGCGUGA